This is a messenger RNA of Peronospora belbahrii, 1734 nucleotides long. Lineage: Eukaryota; Oomycota; Peronosporomycetes; Peronosporales; Peronosporaceae. The record is from the annotation of a GenBank genome assembly.
AUGCCAAAUCUUCGUUUUGAUUACAGUGGACAACCCUAUGAUGUGCCAAAUACAGUAAAGCUCCUGAGUGAAUUAGAACGAUCCUGGGCCAUGUUUGCUGCAUCCUGGAAAGUCGUGGAUUUGUUUGCAGGGAUGCAAAUAUGGCAAGAACAAGCUCAAGAUACGAAUCUUACCAGUAUUUCCAGCCAUGAACCAUUGAAUAAUAUCCUCCUGUCCACGACAUCUGCUGGUUUUGUGACAUUUCUAGCCGGACAGAUUGGAGGAGCGGGGUUUGGCAUUUCCGUGAUACUAACGGGAUUUGUCAUUGUAGCAGCAUUCUGGACACUCUCAAAUACACGAGCAAAGAAAGCAGUACCAUGUUUCAAGACAUUACAAGUCGUUGAUGGCUCUCCAUCGGAGAUUUUUUUCUAUUUAAUGGGGAUUAAGAAUUAUCCCGUCUGGGAUGCGUCUGUUGAGAAAGCACAAGUUGUGCAUACAAUUGAUGAUCAUUCCGAUAUUAUUCAUAUUGUCUACAAACCAGUGUGGAUGUGGCCAAUAUGGCUAGCUCCGAGAGAUUUAUGCUUGUUGAGGUAUUGGCGACGUGCAGAGGACGGAUCGUAUGUUAUUUGUAUGCAAAGUGCGCUGCAUCCCGAGUGUCCACCGAUGCAUGGACUGGUGCGUGCAACUUGCAAGGGUGGUGGCUUUGUCAUUUCACCACGUAUGCUGAGCCUCACGCAGGGUGAUGAAAUGACAUCCAUGGUCACCAAUGUCGUACAUUUAGAUCCACAGGGAUGGGAAGGCAAGUUAUUGCGGCGCUUGAAUAUGAUGCACUUGUAUGUACGACCUCAGGUCUUGUCGUUGACAGGGCUGCGUGAUGUGAUGGAAGCGCGGAAGUAUGUGUGCCCAAAUGUUCCAGAAGAGUUUUCGGCAGCACUUGCUGCGUCAACGGAGGAGCAGAAGGCAAAUGCAGCAGCACACGAUGGACAAGACAUCGGUGAUGGUGGCGCUGGCGACGCAAACGCGUCGAUAUCUCCACUGGAGGAGUUCCCAAGCAACGUGCCGCGGUCGAUGUGGGCUGAGCCGGAUGGCGCAGCUAUGAUGGUGCGAGGUCCCGAUUACUUGAUUGAUCGACGAAAGAUUCCGUCCCAGUCUCCGUACUUCCGCCUAGUUGGUGUCGAUCUUUUCGAGUCGUCAGAAUCCGUGGAGCAUAUUGCCUCGCGUCCAGACAACCCCGUGCAACGUGAGCUACGACGUCACAAGGAGCUAGGAACGGAAAUGCCUUUUACAUUUGUGGUAAACUUCGUGGUGCCAGGAAAUCCGCGUAUUAACCUGGUGUUGUACUAUCAGGUACCUCAUCCGUCAGUGCUGACGGAUGGCUCCCCGUCUUCGGAGCUAAUGGCAGAUUUCUUAGAAGGAUCCGAUGAGUUUCGCAACGAGCGCUUUAAGCUUAUACCUUGCAUCGUCGAGGGAAGUUUUAUCGUGCGUCAGGCUGUGGGCUCUACUCCAGCUCUUAUUGGUAAAAAGCUGCGCCAGCCUACUUUUCGUGGCAAGCAGUAUUUCGAGCUAGACGUCGACAUUGGUUCAUCGGCAGUUGCAAAUCGUGUGGUCGGCCUUGUAUCAGGCUAUACGAAGAAAUUGGUGAUCGAUAUGGGAUUUGUGUUGGAAGGUCAAAGUCCUGAUGAAUUACCUGAGCGACUUUUUGGCAGUGUGCGCCUGGUGCAUACUGAUUUGGGUGUUGCCAAAAAACUGACGUGA